Paraglomus brasilianum is the source of this 2319-nucleotide messenger RNA. The record is from the annotation of a GenBank genome assembly. NCBI's taxonomy places the organism in Eukaryota, Fungi, Glomeromycota, Glomeromycetes, Paraglomerales, Paraglomeraceae.
AUGGCUGCUCCCUCCAAGGCAUGGUAUCUAAUUGUGGAUGGGAAAACAACCGACUGGGCCAAAGUUCCGUUAGCGACACAAGAUUAUGAGGUGGAAGAUGUAGACGACCUUAAAAGGGCUCUUAGCAGGGCGAUGAAGGAUACUUUUGGAAUCGAUAAGCCAUAUGGCUUGUUGACUGUCAAGGCUGUGAAGAAGAUCAAUGACUACAAAACGGAGGACUUGCAGGCACUGAGGAGUCAAGCGAAGGAGCUGAGUGGACUAGACACACUUGCCUUAGUUCUUGAAACCUUUGGUGUGGAUGGCGUGGGGGUCUUCAUUGGUGCAAAUGAGGAAAUCGAUUAUGCUGUGGCUCGAAAAUCCUUCACUGAAAAUAUUUGGUUGUUUGUCGAGUUGCCUGCCCGCGAUCAUCCAGCACUACAACCAGAAGAUGAACGUACUUCAAAGAGGCCCCGCCUCGAUAACACAGGUUCCCUUAUUUGGAGGAUUUUCAAUUUCGAAUUGUGGGUCAGGCAGCAGCCCAAACUACUCCCACCUACUCCAAAAUCCCAAGAAAUUGUGACAAAUGGGAACGUCACGAUCUAUGCUGGCAAUGCUGUUCCUGUUGGCAAAGAUGUAUUUGAAGCAAUAGUGUAUGAUGGCUUUUCAUUUGUGGACAAAACCCUUGUUAUCUCAGAUUUUCUUGAAUGCGCCACGCCUGUCUCUCUUGUCGUGCGACCGAGGCGUUUUGGCAAGACAACCAACCUUACCAUGCUGAAGAACUUCUUCGCCAUUCCCCGCCAUCCUGACAACAAGGGACGCCGACUAGAGCUGUUCAGAGAUUCAAAAAUUUGGAGAGAGAAAAGAGAUUUGUUUGAUAUGCAUUUUUGCGCGUACCCAGUCUUAUACAUCGAUCUCAAGGAUUUUCGAGAUUACAACACUUUGGAUCUAAUGCGAGGAAAAUUACGCCAACUAGUGGCGGGUUUAUACAAGGAGCAUCACUAUCUUUACGAUUAUCUUGACCCAAUCGAGCAAGAUCGUUUCAAUCUUGUACUUAAAGGAAGAGACGUUGAUGCUAGGUCGGACAUCCUUAAGGAGCUCUCUCAAUACCUGAGAAUCUACUACAAUCGCAAGUGCAUUGUUUUGAUCGAUGAAUACGAUCACCCUCUUGACGUUGCUUUCCACAAUGGAUUCUACGAUGGAGCACGUGACAUGUUUGCUACCCUAUUCGGAGCUCUUCUCAAGACUAAUGACAGCAACAUUUACAAAGCACUCCUUGUCGGUGUAACUCGAGUUGCUAAAGCUGGUUAUUUGUCAGAUUUCAACAAUGUGACAGUGUAUCCAAUGUUCGACCCCACAUUCUCAGACAAAUUUGGAUUCACAGAGGAAGAAGUUACUGCCCUCCUUCAGCAUCACCAAAAAUUGGAGCACUUGGAUGGAGUGAAAAAUUGGUAUGAUGGCUAUAGCGCCUCACACAAUAUACCCCUUUACAACCCUUGGUCAGUUGUUUCUUUCAUUCAGGGUGGGGUUUUGAAGAGUCACUGGGUUGAAACUGGCGCUACGGAAACGAUCCGGGACCUUAUUUGGCAGUCGGGGCGCGAUUUCAAAGUGGUUGCAACGAGAUUGAUCCAAGGAGAAACAGUCAAGGUUCAGCUUUCAGAUAGCCUCCAUUACGAAAACAUAUCCCUUAUGGAUGAUACGGCGAUGGAGGUGAGGAAACAAUGGAAACUCUGGCUGCAGUUGCCAGGUGCUCCUUGGCUGAGCCACGUUGUCACCGCACUGCUUAAUGGAGACCUCAAGACAUUCCACCAGCUUCUUUUCAAGACCGUCCUUCAAGGACUUUCUUUCUGCGAUGUUGGCGAGUCAAAUGCGAGCAAGAAAUCGGAGGCUUUUUAUCAUGGCUACUUAAUGGGUUGGCUCACCCAUGCACAGCUCACUGGAUGCGACCUCAAAUCAAACCCAGAGGCCGGACUUGGUCUUUGCGAUACUGUGAUCCAACAUGAGCAAAGUAAAAGGGCGACAAUAUUAGAGUACAAGGUUAGGAAGAAGCAUCAUAAGAGAACGAUUCUAGAGAAAGCGAAAGAAGGCCUAUUGCAGAUACAAAAGAAAAUCUACCGUUCUGUAGUCUCUGAAAAGAUGGAACAACUUGUAGAAUUAGGAAUCGCUUUUCAGGGGAAGAUGGUGGCUGUUGCAGGAAGAGUCUAUAAGAAGGAGAAUGGAGAAUGGAAGGAAAGGAAAGAGUAUGGGUAUGAGGGGGUGUUUGGCAAUGUAGUAGUAGAGGAUGUGAAUAAUGGGGAAAUUAUGGAUGUAGAUAAUAAUGAUGUAGAAGAGGGGGAUAGGUGA